Bufo bufo (common toad) is the source of this 808-nucleotide messenger RNA. It is a transcript of the gene NME5, whose product is annotated as NME/NM23 family member 5. The record is from RefSeq and is a predicted model, not a curated record. Gene Ontology annotation, biological process: negative regulation of oxidative stress-induced intrinsic apoptotic signaling pathway; GTP biosynthetic process; CTP biosynthetic process. The transcript is spliced from 6 exons. The coding region runs from base 70 to 708 and encodes 212 amino acids. Lineage: Eukaryota; Metazoa; Chordata; Amphibia; Anura; Bufonidae. Gene Ontology annotation, molecular function: nucleoside diphosphate kinase activity.
AAGGCGACAGCUCCCAGUGUAGCCAUUGUGAGUGCAGUUUUCCAGCACAAGAAAAUAAGUCAAAAUCAAAUGAAAAUCAUGGAGCGGUCCAUGGUAACUCCUCAGAUUCAUGUUGAAAGAACCUUAGUGCUUAUCAAACCAGAUGUUCUUCAUAAAGCAGAAGAAAUUGAGGAAAUAAUUCUCCAUAGUGGAUUUCACAUUGUUCAGAAAUUGAAAGUCCAUAUGUCCCCUGAAAAAUGUAGUGACUUCUACUCUGAACAGUAUGGGAAAAUGUUUUUCCCUAGCUUGACUGCUUACAUGAGUUCUGGACCUAUAAUUGCUUUGGAACUGGCAAGACAUGAUGCCAUCAACUUUUGGAGACAAGUAAUGGGACCAUCCAAUAGUUUGAAAGCUAAAGAAACUCAUCCUGAAAGUAUCAGGGCUAUCUAUGGAACUGAUGACCUCCGCAAUGCUGUACAUGGAAGUUACUGUUUAACUUCAGCUGAACGUGAAAUUCGAUUUAUGUUUCCUGAAGCUCCUAUUGAACCAAUGCCCACUGGUCAGGUUGCCUUGGAUUAUUUGAAGCUUUUUGUUAAUCCAACGUUACUUUCUGGACUUAUUGACCUUUGCAAGAAGAAGCCGUCAGACCCAUACAUAUGGCUCGCUGAGUGGCUUUUGAAACACAAUGCUAACAGACCUAAAAUUAAUGAUGAAGCCAUUUAUCAUUAAAUCUCUUUUAUAACUGUUAUAAUUGUUAGACUAUUUUAUGUCACAAGUUUACAUUGUUUCAAUUGUCAACAAUGAUCUAAUAAAAAUGUUUUGUAAAUUA